Molecule: messenger RNA, 3762 nt
Organism: Fonsecaea erecta
Lineage: Eukaryota; Fungi; Ascomycota; Eurotiomycetes; Chaetothyriales; Herpotrichiellaceae
Exons: 3
Coding region: 1-3762 (1253 amino acids)
Biological process (GO): phosphorylation; phosphorelay signal transduction system
Molecular function (GO): phosphorelay sensor kinase activity
Source: RefSeq, a predicted model, not a curated record
AUGGUGGUCACGACAGAUGGGCGUGCGGCUUUCGCACAGCCGACAGACUAUCAGAUGGACGAUGCACGGAGGGCUCGAGAGUUCUACCACUAUUUCCAGCCGGACAAUCUCCUCCAGCCUCACCUCAACCGUCGCCCCUCGAUUCUCAAUGUCGCCAGCGAAGAGGUCCCCAGUCUGUGCAAGGCGCUUUCUCCGCUGUGCCAAUUGACGGCGUUUCGCUUGCAAGUCCGAAAAGCAAUGAUCAAUGUCAUGGAUCGCGAUGUCAUGUAUUUCCUGAGUGAAGCCACAAAGAUCUUCACGGAUGAGGGGGAAGAAACAUAUGAAUUUGUUGAAGAUCCCAUAUUCUUGAACUGCAGCUCAGUGCCGCUCAAGGGUAGAAUUUGUGAAUUGACCAUCCGACUCGACAAUAAAGAUCAUAACGCUGUAUCCAAGUUCGUAAUCAACGACCUUACCAACUCCCAAUUUGCCCACAUGGAAAUCGUCUCAGGCCCUCCAUACUACAGAUUCUAUGCAGGAGUUCCGAUCACAACAAGAGACGGGGUCAAUAUCGGCAGUCUUGCCGUUAUGGACACCCGAACUCGACCGGGCGGUUUGACCCCUGCUGAAGAGUCGUUCCUUGCGUCAACCGCGCAACAGAUAAUGGUCUUUCUCGAGACGAACAGACAAGCAAUAGAAGGACGCCAAUCUCGCCGAAUGGCCGAAGGUCUCGAAGCAUUCAUUGCCGGCCGCAAAAGUAUCCACGGCGAGAAAGCAGGAUUCCACCACAGUCCCCUCUUCAAGAAGCGGUCGAAAUUUGCCUAUGGCUUGACGGUGCCUCUGGAAAAUGAUACUUCUCCAACGCUGGGGUCGUCUGGUCGGGGUGAACCUGGCUUCCGAAAUCAGAAUGCCAUCGCUCUUGAAAGUGUCGAAGAUCUCAGCGCCUCGGACCAUUCCUCAGAUACGGAUAGCUUGAAUGGCAACUCCGAUACUGAUGGCGAAUCAAGGACACACUCGAAAACCUUCGCAAGAGCUGCCAAUCUGCUACGAGAAUGUCUAGGAGACCUCGGCGAGGAGGGUGCUGUCGCAUUCGUCACCGUGGAUGCUCGCCUGCGUAACCUGAGUAAAAAGGAUGGAAAAACUCGCGCCCAAGCUAUGGGGACCAUGAACGGGGAGCCUCAAUCCCUGACCAAAUCCUCAAUAAUCGCGUACUCGACGAAGUCCAACCCGGUUAUCCCCGAAAAGGGGUUGGAUGAGAGAGUACAUGGCUUAGACGGGGAAUUACUCCAGGAACUUGUCAAACGAUAUCCUGGCGGUCGCCUGUUCACCCUAGAAUGGAACGCAUCCUCCUCGUCCGAAGAUGAUAAAGAGUCGUCAAGGAGACAUAGGAGCUCCCCUGAUCAGUCGCGCAUGCAUAGCCAUCGGAAACGGCUGGAAGUCAAAGCCAUACGCACUGCUUUUCCCUGUGCGGGACAGGUUCUCUUCACGCCGCUAUGGGAUGCAACGACUGGGUCAUUUGCAUAUGGCUGCUUUGUCGCAACAGCAUUGGAGACGCGAUCCUUCAACUCUUCAAUUGAGUUACCAUUCCUCAACUCUUUUUGCAGUACACUUAUGGCCGAGUGCUCGCGGUUGGACACAAUGAUUGCCGACAAGCAAAAAUCUGACUUUGUCGGCACUAUAUCUCAUGAAAUGCGAAGUCCACUACACGGUCUCCUUGCCAGUGUGGAGUUUCUCGCUGAAACAGACCUAUCUGGAUUUCAGAGGUCCCUUAUUUCUACUAUUGACUCUUGUGGGCGAACGCUCCUAGACACCAUCAACCACGUCCUGGACUUCUCGAAAAUUAAUUCGUUUCAAAAGCACUGGCAGGCUUCGAACAAGAAGCACUCCCACGGAUCACGUCGCCACAACUUUCUAGGCCCGGACAACUCUUCUAAGACCAUAUCUCACGGUGCCCCCGCUCUGCUGCAGCUUCUUGGCGUUAUAGAUGUGUCAGCAGUGUUAGAGGAGGUUGUUGACGGUUUGGUUCUUGGUUAUACAUACACAUCUGGAUUGGACUUGACGGAUAUGCCACGAGAAACGUCAGGUCGAGGAAAACGGGGACGGUCCGAAAACCACUGCGUGGAUCCUGUCAAGAUCACAUUAGACGUGCAGAAAGCCGAUUGGACGUUCUUGACCCAGCCAGGGGCAGUCCGUCGUAUUAUCAUGAAUCUCACCGGAAAUGCUAUCAAAUACACAAGUCGGGGAUCUAUCAAAGUUCGACUCCAACUGCAAACUUCCCAGGAGGAGAAAGGCAACGACGUGAUGGUGUUGACGGUGGCCGAUACUGGAAAGGGUAUCUCGCAGGAGUUCUUGUCGACCAAGCUCUUUGUACCAUUUGCGCAAGAAAACGCUCUGGCGCCCGGGACCGGCCUUGGCUUGAGCAUUGUCCGCAGCAUUAUCCUGAUGCUGGGUGGUUCGAUCGAUGUGAAAAGCAAAUUAAACGAAGGGACAACGGUCGAAGUUGUACUACCCAUCAAAAGACCUUUACCUGGGCAGACAUCGACUCAGACUACUCCUUACUCUGACGGCGCCAGUGGCUUGAAUUCUACCGGCAGCUCCAAUUCCGAUAACUCGAUUUCUCUGCUGCGAGAUGAAUGGUCGGAGGCGGCAGUAACGUUCUGGCAACCGGAACUGGAGCCAGACGACGACCUCGCGCGCAUCGUUGAGUCGUACGUACAGGACUGGUACAACCUUCCGUUCCUGGACCCUCAACUUUGUGAUAGUUGCGCUGUUGUCAUUGCAGAGGAGGAGAACUUGGAACGCUUGCUCAACAGGCACAGUGUGGCACUGGUGCAGUCCCUGGAAGAGCGCAUUUGCAGUGCAGUGGAAUUUGUUUCAGAGCCUUGUGGCCCUCACAAACUGGCUCGUAGUAUACGGUUAGCUCUCGAAAAGCAAGCCACCGUACGGUCCCGAUUUUCACUGGCGGUCGAUCCACAAGUGGUCCUCCCAAGCGCAGAGCUCGAAAGCACACCGCCCGGCCAAACUGAAACAGAGUCGGUGGCGGAUGAGUUGGCCGAGAUGGAUCUCAACCGACCCGGCGAAACUGAUAACGCUAAGGUGGUCCAGGCAACGGAGACCUUUGCCGCUUCCCAAGCGAGCCACAAUGCGCAAAUGGCAAUUCAUGAUCCCAUAACCGCUCUACGGACACCGAGAAAUCAUGUCAGCGAAGGAGAAUCUUUCCCCUUUCCAUCCCACAGUCAGGAGAGCUCUAGGAUGCGUCGCGAGAGCGAUCGGUGGUCGAUCCACAUGAGCUCAAGCAACCCAGCCUCACCCCACGAAGCACCAAGUAUUCACGCAAAGGAUCCUUCUCUACCAAAGCCAGCCACCGCCGCCAAAGUUGAUCCGCACAUUCUCCUGGUGGACGACAACAAGAUCAAUCUGAAACUCCUCGAGACGUUCUUGAAGACCAAGAGGAAAUACAGUCGAAUUAAACAAGCGGAAGAUGGUCAGCAAGCCGUUGAUGCUGUUAAAGCGGCUGAAGAUCCCUUUGACAUUAUCUUUAUGGACAUUUCCAUGCCAGUACUUGACGGAUUCGAGGCCACCCGAACGAUUCGUCAAUAUGAAGAACUCCGCGGAUGUAAACCUGGUGCUAUGAUCAUCGCGUUGACUGGAUUGGCAAGUGCCAGGGACCAGAGUGAAGUUUUCAGCAGCGGAUGCGACAUAUAUAUGACGAAGCCCGUGAGCUUUAAAGAGGUCGGCAAGCUGUUAAACAACUGGGAGGCUCAUAAGAAUAUUGACUCUAAGUGA